AUCUUCAGGACCGCCAACGCGCCGCGCACCGCGCCGGACGCCACGGAGACCCUCGUCGCCCAGGCCCUCCUCGACCUCGAGAACAACGUGCCGGACCUCAAGGCCGAGCUCCGCCCGCUCCAGAUCUCGGCGGCUCGCGAGGUUGACGUCAAGGGUGGCAAGAAGGCCAUCGUCGUCUUCGUCCCGGUCCCCCAGGUCAAGGCCUUCCACAAGAUCCAGGGCCGCCUCACCCGCGAGCUCGAGAAGAAGUUCUCGGACCGCCACGUCGUCUUCAUCGGCCAGCGCCGCAUGAUGCGCAAGCCGACUCGCGGCUCGCGCGUCAAGCAGCAGCGCCCGCGUUCGCGCACCCUCAAGGAGGUUCACGAGAAGAUCCUUGAGGACCUCGUCUUCCCGACUGAGAUCACCGGCAAGCGCACCCGCCAGGCCGUCGACGGCUCGAAGACCAUCAAGGUCUUCCUCGACCAGAAGGACGCGACCAACCUCGAGUACAAACUUGACACGUUUACGGGCAUUUACCACCGCCUCACCGGCAAGAACGUCGCGUUCACCUUCGCCGACACCGCCUAAGCGCGCUUUCCGAGCCCGAUUCGACGGUUGUUUGGGGCCUUGGUACGCUCGCGCAAUGGCGACGAUGCCUGCUGGCGUUUGACGGAUACCUC
Rhodotorula graminis WP1 is the source of this 659-nucleotide messenger RNA. RefSeq names its product 40S ribosomal protein S7. The record is from RefSeq and is a predicted model, not a curated record. Gene Ontology annotation, molecular function: structural constituent of ribosome. The transcript is spliced from 7 exons. Gene Ontology annotation, biological process: rRNA processing; translation; ribosomal small subunit biogenesis. NCBI's taxonomy places the organism in Eukaryota, Fungi, Basidiomycota, Microbotryomycetes, Sporidiobolales, Sporidiobolaceae. Gene Ontology annotation, cellular component: ribosome; cytosolic small ribosomal subunit; small-subunit processome. The annotation marks the transcript as partial.